UUAAAAUAUAAAAGUUGAAGAAUUGUCACUCAUCGGAAUGUUAGAUUUUCAGUCAAUUGUGAUUUUUGUGUUAGCAAGUAAAAAUUUUGUAAUUUUUCUAUUAGAAAACAUAAUUACGUGACUCUGAUGGAAAAAAGUCAUAAUUAUGGGCUUUUUACUUAAAUGGACUCAUAAGUUUUUCGAGUUAGAAAUUAGGAGGGGUAAAGUGAUAUUCUCAUAAUUUCGAACUGUGUCAACCCCCGGAUGAAAAGACGGUUCUUGUUCUUCUGCUACUCAUUUUGAAAUAAUAAGGAAAUUAUACAUAAAGGAUGAGAAAUCACAGGUUUUGGCUACCCAUCAUUGGGUCAUUUAAAUUACUCCCCAAUCUAAAGAAAGAUUUAUCAACUAGAAGAAUCCCUUUUUCCAGUCUUGUUCGUUUAUAUUCUACAGAGGUGCAGCCUCAAUUGUCUAUUGACCUCAUUAAAAUAAUGGAACAAAGGUUAUCGGCAAUUGAGAACAGGAGUGCUCAGCUUCAGCGUUUUUUAGAUCAGCCAGAAUUAACUCCUUCUGAAUAUUCAACGGCCAACAAAGAGCUCAGGAAGCUCAGAGGUUCAGUAGAUCUCAUAAGCGAGUUAAGAGCGAAACAGAAGGAGAUUGCGGAACUGAAAUCAGUAAUAUCUGAAUGCCAAGAUGACAAAGACAUGCAGCAGAUGGCUUCUGAAGAAUUGAGUGAAGCCACAGAAGGAGAGAAGAAAUUUCAGGUUCUCCUUCUGAAGUCAUUACUACCCAAAGAUGAUGCUGACGAGAGGGACUGCAUUCUUGAAGUGAGGGCAGGAACUGGUGGGGAAGAGGCUUCUUUAUUUGCGAUGGACAUAUUCAAAAUGUAUGAAAAAUAUUCUGCAAAAAAAGGCUGGAAAUAUGAGGUUCUAGAAGUAGCUGAGUCUGAUCUUAAAGGAUACAAGGAAGCUAUUGCUUCUAUCUCUGGAGCUGGUGUUUACGGGAAACUAAAAUUUGAGAGUGGAAUUCACAGAGUUCAGCGAGUGCCCAUGACAGAGAAGGGUGGACGUGUUCACACCAGUGCUGUCUCUGUUGCAAUUCUCCCACAGGCAGAUCAGCUAGAUGUGAAGUUGAGGAAUGAAGAUUUGAGAAUUGAUACUUAUAGAUCAGGGGGAUCAGGAGGUCAGCAUGCAAAUACCACAAACAGUGCUGUCAGAAUCACUCACAUUCCAUCUGGGAUAACUGUUGCCAUACAAGAUCAGCGCUCCCAGCAUAUGAACAGGGCCAAAGCACUAAAAAUAUUGUGUGCAAAACUAUAUGAAAUUGAGCGACUCAGCAAUCAAUCUAGUAGAUCCAAGCUUCGAAUGGAACAGAUUGGCAGUGGGGACAGAUCUGAGCGGAUCCGCACGUAUAACUUCCCUCAAGGACGGGUUACUGAUCACCGUGUUGGCAUCACAACUCAUUCCAUAGUUGAUGUUCUGCAGGGAGAAGAUUUGGAUGCUUUUAUUGAUGCUCUUCUAUUGCAGGAGGAAAUGGACGCAAUUGCAUCGUUCAGUUCCCCGUAAUGUUAGCUUUCAACAAUUUCGCUGGUUAGUGGUAACCCUUAUAUUUCCUUCAGAUGGAAAGGGUUGGUGGGUGAUUGUGCAUUGAUAAAUUGUUGUUUCCAUUGUGCUUCAAGCUGUCUUAAGAGCAGCAGUUUUUUCCGAAGAAGCUAACCUUCAACUACUUUAGAUGGCGGGAAGUUAAUAAUACGUUUUAGGUAGGGAAGCUGGAAAUAGUGUGCAUAUAAUGUAUGAAGUGCAAGUGUUAUAUGUGCGGCAGGUCCUUUUCUUACUUUUCCUUGGUCCAAACUCGUGGAGAGGGGGAUUUUCUCUCUUUUUUGGUGCAAUGUUGGAGUCUCAAAAGAUUUGACAUUGCAACUACAUUCCGAGCAGGUUUGGUAGGACGGAAGUCAUUUUCAUGAAAUGUAUUUUUCCGGUAUUUGAUUGGUGCGUGGACAAUAAUUUCCUGAAAAAAUAUAAAUUCAAGAUUAAAAAUAGUAUUACCA
Molecule: messenger RNA, 2023 nt
Organism: Lycium ferocissimum
Lineage: Eukaryota; Viridiplantae; Streptophyta; Magnoliopsida; Solanales; Solanaceae
Product: peptide chain release factor 1, mitochondrial
Exons: 11
Coding region: 309-1541 (410 amino acids)
Biological process (GO): translational termination
Molecular function (GO): translation release factor activity, codon specific
Source: RefSeq, a predicted model, not a curated record